Colletotrichum truncatum is the source of this 690-nucleotide messenger RNA. Its product is annotated as mitochondrial 54S ribosomal protein mL38. NCBI's taxonomy places the organism in Eukaryota, Fungi, Ascomycota, Sordariomycetes, Glomerellales, Glomerellaceae. The record is from RefSeq and is a predicted model, not a curated record.
AUGGAUGUUAGUAAGAUUUUCGAAGAGCAUAAGAUCAUUCCGGAUGUCCUUCCAGUCGGAACCAAGAUCUCUCACAACCUCGGCAUACAUUGGCCAUCGGUGAGCCUCAGGGCUCCAGGAGAAAGGCUACACAGGGACGAGCUCCAGGAUGAGCCAACAAUUACCACGAACUACAAGCCUGGAGAUGCAUCUAAAGAAGAGUUUGUUCUCCUGAUGGUCGACCCAGACCUGACGCAUUACAAUGACGGCACCUUUGGUCAGGUCCGACAUUGGCUGGUCACCAAGGUGACGGUCAGCCACUCAGGGGAGGUGAUCGUCAACCACGGCAGCACCAUCUCCCCAUACGUCGGACCCGCGCCCAUGGCUGCCCACUUGGUGAUCGGAGAGGCUCGCCCGUCACGGUACACUUUCUUUCUUCUCAAGCAUACAUCUGAGGUCAGCCUGCCUACGACCUUCGACCCGUCCACCCUGAGAGGAGAAUAUGAGUAUGGUGGCGACACAAGCAAGCUCGGGAACAGCCCGCAAAACAUCAUCGAUCGCAUGGGAUUUAACACGCAGGCCUUUAUCCAGAAGAACGGGCUUGAGGUUGUCGCUGCGACUUUCAUGUUUGUCGAGGGAAAUGUGAAAAGCACUAUCACCAGCGCGGCGUUGUUGGCCUCCGGGGCUGCGCAGAAGGCCGUUGGCCUGUAA